AUGACGGACGAUAUCGAUGCCGAGCUUGCGGGCAUCGGAAAGGAGAUGGAUAAGGACGCUGAGAUUGAGCGCAUCCGCAGCGUCUUCAGCCUUGACGCCUACGCUGUCCUCGACCUCCAGCCCGGUGUCCCCGAAUCCGAUAUCAAGAAAGUCUACCGUGCCAAGUCACUCCUCAUCCAUCCUGACAAGACCAAGAACGAGCUUGCCCCCGAUGCCUUUGACCGCCUCAAGAAAGCCCAGACUGUCCUACUCGAUGAGAAACUGCGGGCCGAGCUAGACGAGAACAUUGCCGAUGCGCGUAUGCUGCUCAUGCGCGAAAAGAAGCUCACGGCCGACGACGAGGAGACGCGUGGCGAGGAGUUUGCCAAAGAGUGGAGGCAGAAGGUCAUUUGGGUGAUUAGGGACAACGAGAUGCGGAAGCAGCGGCAAAUGAAGGCCGCCAUGCGCGAAGAGGGUAGGGCACAAAAGAAGGAAGAAGAGGAGAUGAAGGAGCGCAAGAGGAAGAGGGAGCAGGAUGAGGCCUGGGAGAAGACGAGGGAUACCAGGAUCAACAGUUGGAGGGACUUUCAGCAGGGGAAGAAGCCCGAAGCUGCUGAUGGUACCAAAAAGAAGAAGAAGAAGGUCAAGGCUCUGGGUUGA
Molecule: messenger RNA, 639 nt
Organism: Pyrenophora tritici-repentis Pt-1C-BFP
Lineage: Eukaryota; Fungi; Ascomycota; Dothideomycetes; Pleosporales; Pleosporaceae
Source: RefSeq, a predicted model, not a curated record